UCUUACCCACUUGUCCAGCCACUGUAUCUUUCCCUCACUUUUCAUCCUUCUUUUCCCCCUCAUUGCGGGCAUUUUGGUCGGUUGUUUGUGGCUGAUGAGGGCUCGUGCUAAGCUUCCUCUGCUCUGCUCAUGUGUGAAAUAUCGGUAUCAGGAUGAAGAGACUCCGCCCUUGGAGCACAGCCCCGCCCACCUGGCUCACAGCAAGAGUGCUGAGAUGCUUCACAUGAGCGAUAAGAACCUGGCUGCCAUGGACUCCAUGCACAGUUACGCCCCACACACACACAUCUCACCAAUAAAGCCAGUGUUGCUGUCCUCUGGUCAAACCCCUCUGUACACCUCUGCGGUCUCCACCCUGGCGAACUCUCCACCCGUAGUGGUAAAUACAGACACACUGGAUGGCUCACCUUAUGUCAAUGGAGCAGAAGGAGAGAUUGAAUAUGAAGAGAUUACGUUGGAAAGGGGGAACUCUGGGCUAGGUUUCAGUAUCGCCGGAGGGACAGAUAACCCUCAUGUCGGAGACGACCCCAGCAUCUUCAUCACCAAGAUCAUUCCAGGAGGAGCCGCUGCACAAGACGGGAGACUCAGAGUAAAUGACAGUAUUCUCUUUGUGAAUGACGUCGAUGUUCGGGAGGUGACCCACAGUCAGGCGGUGGAGGCUCUCAAGGAGGCGGGUGCUAUCGUCAGACUCUAUGUAUUACGCAGGAAACCCCUCGCUGAGAAAGUCACCGAAAUCAAGCUCAUCAAAGGGCCAAAAGGGCUAGGCUUUAGUAUAGCGGGUGGUGUGGGGAACCAGCACAUCCCUGGAGACAACAGCAUUUAUGUCACAAAGAUCAUCGAGGGAGGAGCAGCUCAUAAGGACGGGCGACUACAGAUCGGCGAUAAGAUACUGGCGGGUUACAAAUGUGCAUCUAAUCACUCACCAUAUCUCACUGACAGCACUGUGCCGCCGUUUCAGGUUCAGGACCCGAGGCGUGUUGUGAUCCACAGAGGAUCGACGGGUUUGGGGUUUAAUAUAGUUGGAGGGGAGGAUGGUGAGGGAAUAUUCAUCUCUUUCAUCCUGGCAGGAGGCCCUGCGGACCUGAGCGGAGAACUGCGCAAAGGAGAUCAGAUCUUAAGUGUGAAUGGCGUGGAUCUGCGGGCAGCUACACAUGAACAAGCAGCAGCUGCCUUGAAGAAUGCAGGACAGACUGUAACCAUCAUCGCUCAGUACAGACCAGAAGAGUACAGUCGAUUUGAAGCUAAAAUUCACGACCUCAGAGAGCAGCUGAUGAACAGCAGUAUGGGCUCUGGAACAGCUACAUUACGAAGUAACUCUAAACGAGGCUUUUAUAUCAGGGCUCUGUUUGACUAUGAUAAGACAGCAGACUGUGGUUUCCUGAGUCAGGCCGUGGGCUUUAAGUUUGGAGAUGUGCUGCAUGUUUUGGACUGUGGAGAUGAGGAGUGGUGGCAGGCCUGCAGAGUCAGCCCACAGGGGGAUGAGGAGGAGGUCGGCUUCAUCCCCAGCAAGAGGAGGGUUGAGAGAAAAGACUGGUCACGGUUGAAGUCAAAAGAAAGGGACCGAAGUCGAGACAGUACACUUUCACAGGGAAGGGAAGAGCCAGUACGGAGUUACGAGACACUUGCACAAGUGGAAGUGCACUACGCGAGGCCGAUCAUUAUUCUGGGCCCGGUGAAGGACAGAGUGAAUGAUGACCUGCUGUCUGAGUUCCCAGACAAGUUUGGAUCUUGUGUCCCUCAUACGACACGACCCAAGCGGGAAUAUGAGGUGGAUGGGCGGGACUACCAUUUUGUGUCAUCGCGGGAACAGAUGGAGAAAGACAUUCAGAACCAUCAUUUCAUCGAGGCGGGCCAGUACAACAGUCACCUGUACGGAACCAGCGUUCAGAGUGUCCGAGAGGUGGCGGAACAGCAGGGAAAGCACUGUAUUCUGGAUGUGUCCGCAAAUGCAGUUCGUAGGCUACAGGCUGCACAGCUUCACCCAAUCGCCAUCUUCGUACGGCCCAAAUCACUGGAGAACGUCCUAGAGAUCAACACGCGACUAACUGAGGAACAAGCCAGGAAAGGUAUGGACCGUGCUAUUAAACUGGAGCAAGAUUUCCUGGAAUGCUUCUCUGCGAUCUUAGAGGGCGACAGCUUCGAGGAGGUUUAUCAUAAGGUGAAAACUGUGAUCGAGGAGCAGUCAGGGCCUUAUAUCUGGAUUCCCACCAGGGAGCGUCUGUGAGAGUCCACCCAGAGCCAAACCACCUCGCCCAGUCACCAUUUGGCCUGCCUGCCCUGGACUGUGGAGCUCCGACUCGUAGAGCUCGCGAGAAACAGACAGAGAGGGAGAGAUGGAGAGAGUGAAAGCGAGGGAGAGAAGUCACAGAGACACCAGGAAAUGAUGGAGUGGAACAGCACAGGAGCUGGCCACACCGCAUCUGCCUCUCUUUUCCUCCUUUUCCUAGCUUUGUAACUUCCUUUUUCUGCUUUUAACUUCCUUUCUCUGCCUUUCUCUCAGUCCUUCUCUGUUUCUUUCUGGCUUUCUCUCUGAAUAACGUCCUUUCAGACAGGACUGGUGAGCUGUUUUUCACGAACUGGGAUGCUACAAAGAAAUUUUGUAUAUUGUCAGAUUCCCUCUCGCUCUCUUCGAACAAGACAGGAAGUGGAGAGAGAUGAGCGACCGCCUUGGCUUUUACUGGAAUGAGACGUUCAAGAGCUAUUUCUGAUUAAAGGAGCUCGUUUCACAGUACUAAAGGAGAAUUGAACUGAAAUAUGAAAGUAUAUUUAUCAGUAUCAAUAAUGCGCUGAAAUCUUCAAUAUCAAAGAUAUUACGACUUCUCAGAGACUGACGUUCACCCACAGUUAUCAGCAUCAAGGGCGUUUAAUUCCUUUUAGAAAUUUGAAGUGCUUGACGAGUGCUUCCUGAAAUGCAGGAAGUACCGAGCUGGCGAAACUAAAACGUUUGCCUCAGUCCUUCGAAUGCUCCCCUUAAACAGUUUGCAGCUAGUUCAUCACAUUGAAUGGAUAAUAAGGAAGGAAAACGGGAAGACGCAGACUGUGACUUUCAUUCUGCACAUCAUAGAAAGCCACACGCUUGAUAUUCCGGGGUCUGUUUUCUUUGAUUUUCUUGCGCUUACAUGUAAACAUGCACAUUUAGACACACGCCAACAUAGACUUUGUAAUGUUUGCCGCCUUCUAUUUGGAUCUUCUUGCAACAGCCAGAUUGAUGUUUUCCUUUGAGCUGAAAUGUAUUUGCUCGGUUGGAUUAUUUCCCUGAGUGCCACAGCUCUCAAACACAAUGACUCCAGGCUGCUCUUUAAUGUGCAAUAUCGGGCUCUUCCAUAAUCUUGUCAUAAUGUUAUCGAAUUUUAGCCAUGCUUAGAUCUUGAAGUCAUCGGUAAAUUAUCAAACCGCUUCAAAUGUAAUACUUUCGCCGUUUUUUACACAGGAUUUCAGUUUAGAUCACACUCAUGUGCUGAGUGGCUACGUUCACACCACAAUCCAAUUCAUUAUAUAUAAAUUAUUGAUUUAAAU
Sinocyclocheilus rhinocerous is the source of this 3513-nucleotide messenger RNA. It is a transcript of the gene dlg4a, whose product is annotated as discs, large homolog 4a (Drosophila). The transcript is spliced from 21 exons. Gene Ontology annotation, cellular component: neuron projection; neuromuscular junction; basolateral plasma membrane. Lineage: Eukaryota; Metazoa; Chordata; Actinopteri; Cypriniformes; Cyprinidae. The record is from RefSeq and is a predicted model, not a curated record. The coding region runs from base 95 to 2221 and encodes 708 amino acids. Gene Ontology annotation, molecular function: protein kinase binding; ionotropic glutamate receptor binding. Gene Ontology annotation, biological process: AMPA glutamate receptor clustering; establishment or maintenance of epithelial cell apical/basal polarity; embryo development.